UACGGGUCCGGAGUUAUAAAAAGAAACUCAAAAUGGCGGCUGUUACGGUAAAGAGUACUCCUAGAGAUGCUCAAGUUAUGUCCGCAAUUCUUAAGGACAUGGGUGUAUUGGAAUAUGAACCAAAGCUUGUGAAUCAAAUGCUAGAAUUCACCUUCCGUUAUAUCACAGACAUUCUUGAUGAUGCCAAGGUCUAUGCAUCACAUGCCAACAAGAAGAACAUUGAUGCUGAUGAUGUGAAACUUGCUGUGCAGAGUCGUACAGAUCAUUCUUUCACAAAUCCUCCACCUCGAGAUCUUCUUUUAGACAUAUGUCGACAAAAGAACAGUCAGCCUCUUUCUGCCAUUAAGCCCUACAGCAGCCCUCGCCUGCCUCCUGACCGUUAUUGCCUCACUGCACCAAACUACAGACUCAAGACAGCUAAGAAGCCACGCAUCCAGUUUGGUUUGCAACCGCCUCAGCGAAUUAGUCUUGCAGCACCUGGAAAAACUAUGGUGAAAAGUGUAGGAGCUGCCAGCAAUACUGGACUUUCAAUGAUGUCAAAACCUGGGGUGGUCACACCAGGUCAGUCUGUGACCAUUAUUAGCAAGCCAGUGACUGCAACUCCCAAACCAACCAUCCGCAUCAAUGCAUGCCCAGCUGGUAUUGGGGCCUCAGGCUUAGCUCAUAUGGUAUCCCAGACUGCUGGUUCCACGUCAGUAUUGUCAGCAUCAUCCUUACCAUCAACCCUGAUUUCUGCUUCCACUCCAGCUAUGUCAACACCAGCAUCAAUGCCUUUGGAAAGCUCUACAACUAGCAUUAAUCCACUGAAACGCAAAGCAGAAGAUGAUGACUAUGACGUAUGAUGUGAUUAAUCAUAGGCAGUAUCUGAAGUGUGUGGACAAGCUGUUUGAAAGGUAUUUGGUAAAAGUAAAGCAUCUGACUACUCGUAAGUAUACUUGUUUGAUCGCGAGGCAUAAUUGAGGCUGUUGUUUUGGUAAUGUUAUGUGCAUUUGCUUAAAGUAAUUUGUAUUUUCUCAAAAUAAAGCUGAUUAUAAAUCUG
Pomacea canaliculata is the source of this 1039-nucleotide messenger RNA. Its product is annotated as transcription initiation factor TFIID subunit 9B-like. Gene Ontology annotation, biological process: RNA polymerase II preinitiation complex assembly; DNA-templated transcription initiation. The coding region runs from base 33 to 842 and encodes 269 amino acids. Gene Ontology annotation, molecular function: transcription coactivator activity; protein heterodimerization activity; RNA polymerase II general transcription initiation factor activity. Gene Ontology annotation, cellular component: SAGA complex; transcription factor TFIID complex. Lineage: Eukaryota; Metazoa; Mollusca; Gastropoda; Architaenioglossa; Ampullariidae. The transcript is spliced from 6 exons. The record is from RefSeq and is a predicted model, not a curated record.